Messenger RNA from Amblyraja radiata (thorny skate), 7017 nucleotides. RefSeq names its product one cut homeobox 2 (gene onecut2). The record is from RefSeq and is a predicted model, not a curated record. Gene Ontology annotation, cellular component: nucleus. The coding region runs from base 410 to 1804 and encodes 464 amino acids. NCBI's taxonomy places the organism in Eukaryota, Metazoa, Chordata, Chondrichthyes, Rajiformes, Rajidae. Gene Ontology annotation, biological process: regulation of transcription by RNA polymerase II. Gene Ontology annotation, molecular function: RNA polymerase II cis-regulatory region sequence-specific DNA binding; DNA-binding transcription factor activity, RNA polymerase II-specific. The transcript is spliced from 2 exons.
UUCAGGUCUUUCCACCCAGGCCGAUUGAAGAGGGAAGGCGAGCCUCUCAUACGCUCUGGACUGGUGUCCGUCAGAAACACUCGCCACCCUUCACGGUAGCAAUUUAGGUUGAACCAGGAGCGAAUGCGUCUAGGGCUGGCUCCAGCUGUCCAAACAGUCGACGUAGGAGGAGGGCAGGCUCGGACAUGGAGAGAAACAGCAUUGACCCGCCUGAGAGUUAUCGGUGAUCUUUGCAACCCGUGAGGCCUUAACAUUUUCAUCUUUCUUUUCUCUUUUGACAUAUAUAUGUGUCUGUACGUAUGUAUGUGUGCAUAUGUUAUCAUCCAUACAUGCAUACAUAUAUGUAGCAAGAAAAUCCUGUGAUUUACCAAGCCGAAGGGAGAAAAAAUUCUACUCGUUAAUGGACUGAAUGAACAACGCGUAUAGAUGUAUAGCCAAAGACGUAUAUGCCAUGAACCCGGAGAUUACAAUGGACAACAUUGGGAAUUUGCAUGGUGGAAUAAGCCAUGAGCAUUCAACGGGCGAUCUCAUGAACAGCCAUCAUCGGCAGGCGGUUUCGGUGGCUCAUCGGGAACUGACGACUAGAUCUGCAAUGGUAUCCGGUAUGGCUUCCAUCCUGGAUGGGACAGGGGAUUACCGCCCGGAGCUUUCCAUCCCGCUGCACCCGGCCAUGAGCAUGUCCUGCGAGUCUCCACCUGGCAUGGGCAUGAGUAGCACCUAUACCACACUCACGCCACUCCAGCCCUUGCCUCCCAUAUCCACCGUCUCGGACAAGUUCCACCACCCUCACCACCACCACCACCACCAUCACCACCAUCACCACCAGCGACUCGCGGGCAACGUGAGCGGGAGUUUUACCCUGAUGCGGGAUGAGAGGGGGUUGCCUGCCGCCAUGAACAAUCUCUACAGCCCGUACAACAAGGACAUGCCCGGGCUGACACAGAACCUCUCUCCUCUGUCCAGCAACCCUCUGGGAAAUGGCCUUGCUUCAAUCCACAACAGCCACCAGGGCAUCCAGGGCUACGGGAGCCACGAGAAGAUGCUCAGCCCAAACUUCGAAUCUCACCCGGCCAUGCUGGUCAGAGGGGACCAGCACUUGCCCCGGGGUCUCGGAGUCCCGCCGGCGGGCAUGAUGCCACAUCUGAACGGCAUGCAUCACCAUCACCACCACGAUCACCCAAGUCACCAUCAGUCUCACGGGCCAGUGUUGGCUUCGAGCCGCGAUCGUCCUCCGUCCUCCUCCGACGCGCAGACCACCAGCUCGGGCCAGCUGGAAGAAAUUAAUACCAAAGAAGUGGCACAAAGGAUCACAGCGGAACUCAAACGCUACAGCAUUCCGCAGGCGAUCUUCGCUCAGAGGGUGCUGUGCCGUUCACAGGGAACCCUCUCUGACCUUUUAAGAAACCCCAAGCCUUGGAGUAAACUUAAAUCGGGACGGGAGACCUUCAGGCGGAUGUGGAAGUGGUUGCAGGAGCCUGAGUUCCAGAGAAUGUCAGCCUUAAGGCUCGCAGCAUGCAAACGCAAAGAACAAGAACAGAACAAAGAGAAGAGCAAUACACCAAAGAAGCCACGGCUAGUUUUCACUGACCUCCAACGCCGAACUCUUUUCGCCAUUUUCAAAGAAAAUAAGCGUCCAUCCAAGGAGAUGCAGAUCACAAUCUCGCAGCAGCUCGGUCUGGAGUUAAGUACCGUCAGCAAUUUCUUUAUGAACGCCCGGAGGCGAAGCCUGGACAAAUGGCAGGACGAAGCCAUGUCAAGCCCAGGCGCUUCAUCGUCGACCUCAAGCACUUGUACCAAAGCAUGAUUGAGGACAGUGCACUUGAACUGGGCACAACUCAACACUUUUUUCUUUUUCUUUUGCUUUUUCAAGAGGCUGUUCAGUGGUGAGUGCAUAAGCACAAUCUUCAUUAACACACUUUUUUUUUUCCAAUUGAAUAGGGAUGCCAUAUAAUUUAAUGCGUCUGGCAUUAAAGGUUAUCCCCAAAUUCUCUUGGGCGCCUGCUGCACACUGACACCGAACCUGAGGCUCCGUUUUGGUGCAUUUUCAGAUGUAAUCAGGCAGGGCAUAAUGAGUUAUUUUGCCAAGCAAUAACUUAUCCAGUGCUUUGCCUGAAAGUUAGAGGGAAAAGAAUGAACACCUUUAAUCAUAAAGUUCAUCUGUGAGUUGGCUCGGUUGUCAGUUCGUGGUAAGGCGACACAACGACAUUUGAUGUGGGACAACUUGCACAGACACCAAAAGUAGGAGACGCCCAUUUUAACCAUGAUUUUUUAAAAUAAACAUCAAUAGAAUUAUUGGAGAACAUUUGUACAAUCAUGCUACCUCAUCACUGAUCGGCCUGUUUUAUGAUGGGCUGUUGGUGAUGAGUACGCAAGCACAAACUAUCAAAACACAUUCUGGAUAUUUUCAAACCUACCUUCAAGCUACACAAUUUGAUUUUUUUUGAAUGAUGCCAUGAAACGUGUGCUUGCCACCGUAUCCACUCCUUGGGUAGAGCGGAUAAUGGUGAGGGUGGCAGCAUUACAUUCAUGCACAUUCCUUUCAUUCUAUUCACUGGCAUUCUGUAAUGUGUAGUCGUGUGGUUGGUACCCUUUUCCUUCUCGCCCCCCCCCCCCCCAGAAAACCCUAACACCCGCUGUUAGCUGUCCUUGUUAGUAAUAAUUGUUUGUCCAACAGUUGCAGAUCACUAUGCAUUCAUAUACUUAGUUUCAAUUCCUGAGCAAGGCUAGUUUAGUAUUGCAAACGCACUGAGUAGCCCGUGGAAAGGGGGGCUUCCCAUGUGCAGAAGCACAAGCAUUACAUAGCUUUAUUUUUCCUAAAAGGAGGCAACAAAGUCUCUCUUCCUCCCCCUCCCUCCUCCACAUGUGCACAUUCACCACUGAACGGGUCCUUUUAGAACAUCCCCGGCGUGUUCAAAGGCAAGCCAAAGGCUAUAAAGACUCUCAUGAAGACACUUGAUACUUUUUUUUCUAUUUAUUAUAAAAUCGAAACCAAAGAAACUUUUUCUGCACCUAAUUGUUCUGCAACAAACUUGUAAAAAAAAAAGCACGUCAGGAAACAACAUAGGCACUGUGUUUCAAUGGAUGUCUUAGUCGUUUUAGGGAAGCAGAGUUUUGAAAGGGUUAAAACGCAAAGUAGAAACAAGAAGAGAGCAAUGCAAGAGUUAUCGCUGCUUCAUUUAACGACAUUCUCCGCCUCUUAAAGUUGAAUAUUGUCUUUAACGUGUGCCUAUGCAGUUUUUGAGAGACGUUGUACAGAACAACAGAAAACCUCUUCCGCUUCAACCAAAGUCAGCUUCACAAAGUCGUGGAUCUGUUUGUAUUUUUUAUGCAACACAGUUGAAUACUGUUUGCAUCACUGGCCCGUCCUUCAACGACGGGUUAAGAGAGGGAAACCCCCUACUCAAUUUUACAAUUUCCUUUUAAUUAGCAAAUUCCAAUGGAACGGAUACCGACAAAUGGAUCCAAAUGGCUCCAAGCACAAGAUGUUAAGGUGCAGAUUAAACACCUCUACCAAAGACAGCAACCUAUUCCCAUAUCGCGGUAAAGGUAACUAAAUAUGGGAGGGUUUGCAUAUUGUAUGUUGUAUUACAUUAAUUACUAAGCAUUACUGUGGCAUCUGAUUUUAGUCAUAUAACAAACAUUAUACAGAUCCAAUAUUUCUUACAUGUUUCCAGUUGGAUAAUUUAAAUGAAAUAAUAAUUGUAAUGAUUCAAUUUAUUCUAAUUUAAUACAGUUCAUUCAAUAUUAAUAUAUUUUAAAUUAAUUUACAAGUACUGUCAAAUCUAGUUUAAGAUUUAUAAUUUUCUAUUUUGAAAUGUUGACAUGAUAAUUAUUUAAUUUAGAAGGCUCAGGAUCUAUUGAAUAAUAGAUAUUUUUUCAUACAGUUCACUUCAUCGCAAGCACAACAAGCCCACUGGUAAUGUUCAUCAAUGAUUACAAUGGCUAAUGUAUCAUUUGUGCUUUAACCUAAGAAUCCUAUGCGUUUCUUUUUCAUUGUGUGUCAAUUGACCUUUAGCUCAGCAUCUUGUGCAUGGAGUUCAUGCACACGUCUAAGAUGAGUUCAACUUUCAAGAAUAUCAGGAAAUCUCCAAGAACUUUACAAAAAGAAGACAGUGCAGUAUUGAUGUACUGUAUUCCAACGGCUUUAUCCAGGAAUGUGGAAGCUUUUAACCUUAACCAAAGCUAUAUCCAAAGAAACCAAACCGAUUGGACCAGCAAAUUGAAGGUAGUCCCCACAGAGAGAAUCAACAGUAUUUUCCCAGUGCAGCUUUUAUUCUUUUUUUAUCAACUUGGUUGUUAAAAAUAGGUAUACAAUACUGUGGCAAAAAGAUCAGACAAUUGACCGUGAAUUUUGCAUUGCAAGUCACAAUACCCACAUACCAUGUAAGUGAUUUAACUAACAAAAGUUGAUUUCUAAACAAUUUAGUAAUUUUAAAGUGCUUUUGACUGUAGAUUAGAAAUCAAAAAAAGCUAUAUUAGCUUUGUUAUUAUUAUUAUUUGUAUUAUUAUUUCAGUAUUUAUUGUAAACUAUAUUUAAAUAGUGAUUUUUCUCUUAUUUAUCAAAUAUUAUAAAUGCAUUUAUAGUAAAAGAUGUAGUGCUUCAGAAAGCCUCAGGUUUUCACACUGUCUGCUUAUUUUGUAAAGCAGACAAGGUUGAUUUAUUUAACUUUGACUUUUAUUUUUUAAUUGGGAAAAAAUGCAAAUUAUCAACGGGAGUAACAUUGCAAGUAUAUAACUAUACACAUAACUGCAAAUUUCUGUAGAUUUAAAGGACAAAUGUGUUUUUUCCCCCCAAAACGUGUCAGUAGGCAUCCAUUAAAAGAAGAAUAUGAUGCCUUUUGUGCAGAAACUACCUGAGCCAAUAUCCACCAUCUUUGUUAUUGUUAUCUACCAUUUGGAUUUUAGGGCCUUCAAGCACUACAUCUUUUAUUCUCAAUUUUCAAUGCCAAAGAAUUAUUCCACUAUAAGCACUGAAAGAUAACCCUUCAGUCUUACUAGUAAUUACACGGAUGAGCAAUGAUUUUAUAUGGAACAAUACAGCAUGUACUGAUGGGAAAGUGAAUACAUAACAGGAAAUAUGUUAGUGAUCUUUCCACCAUUGUUUAGCCCUACGUCCAAAUGGCUUUAGAUAACUUCUUUUGAUUGUGAUGAAGUCUUUAGCAUUAGUGACAAGAGACAGAAAAAAACCCUGAACUCGCUGCUUCCAGGUAUGAACUAUAUGUAAAAGCUCUUUCUACUUCUAGUGAGAACCAAAGAGGCUACCUCACUGAAUUUUUCCAUUUGUAAUUUUAAUCGCGUCGAUGAUACCAAAGAUACCAAAGAUUUCUUUCUCUGCACGGUCUGCCUUUUGCUUCUGCUCAUGUAUAGACUGUCUCCUAAAUACAGCUGCAACUCAGAUACCCCAAAGAUCUAAAUGGCCAUGUGCACUGAUUCUAAAUGUGUGCUUUUUUUUCUGUGCUGUUAAAAAAUUCCUUAAAAGAAUCCAUCAUCAGAGAUCAAACAUACUAUGUUUAACGUGUUAGAGAACCUUCAUCGUAAUGCUAGUAGUCCAUAUUUUUAUUCAGAAAAAGCUAAUGUCACCAGCAUUUUGCUGUAUUGUGCGUUCUAUGUUAAAUAUCAAUCCAAAUAUGCAGCAGUUCUGAUUGGGAUUAAUUUUAAAUAAUUUGUUUUUACAAUGUGUGACUAUUCUAUUUAUUUAAUUCCAUUCUUUCUAAAUUAAAAUUAGUAACAUCUUCUAAAGGAACCUUGAGAAUACAUAAUUGAAUUGGUAGUUCAAUCUAAGGGUUGCCAUUAUUCUGAUAGUGAUAUGAUGAUUUUUUUAAAUGGGAUAGUUGCAGCUACCAGGUGCCACUCAGAUUCUCUUUGUUUUAUCAGCACUAGUUAACACGCAUAUAUAUAAAUAUAUCUAUCUAUAUUUUUCUCUAUUCUAAACAGGAGAACACAUGCCACCUAGUUAGUUCUACAAUUGUAAUUCAGUGCCUGAUUUAAAAAAAUAUUAGUAUAAUGUCAAUUAAAUUCCUAAAAUAAAACACACUGAGAAUAUUUUAUCAAAUGUAUUUUUGAUCCUUAAGAGAUUAAACGAUGCAACUUGCAAAUUUAAAGUUCACAAAAAAAUGUAAUAGGGAAUAAAACCUAAACCUAAUAGAAAUAUUCAUCUGAACUGAACUGUUCUUUGAAAAAGUCAUGUACCCUGAACCUGAUACUAGAAUGAAUCUUCUGCUAAUCCCCUGUGAUCUUUUGGGGGAAAAAAUGAUUUGAUUAAAGCAAUUGUGUUUUCCUUGCAGUUUAAUUAGCAUUGUCUGUAUAAAUACAAAACUGAAGGAUCAGAAGCUAAAACCAUAGAAAUUACUAAUUAAUGUUUAUUUCCAAAUAAACUAUGCAAAGAUUAUUUUAACACAUUAAAAUACCUUCACCUAUUUGUACCCUCACAAACUUUCACUUUAUUUUUGCUGCCCUGGGCCAUAUUGAAACGCUCUCUCUGAUGUAUAAGCAUGCAAAAUGUUCGCAAGUCUUGUAUUUUUUAUAGGAAUUUCAAGAAGAUGUCACCCUUCUAUUCUGGGAAGAUUAAUUUGGAUUUCAUUUAACUUAUUUGUACUCAGUUGAUAUCAACCAAUCCAGUGCCUAGAUUGUUCAAUAGAUCUUUAGUAGCAUUAUAAUUUACCCAAAUAAUAUGCACAGAAAAAAAAUAAAAACACAUCCCGAAUUAGUGCCCACCAUUACCGAAAUACCUGUUUUCUAAAAUCUAGAUGCACGCUUUAGUUGCAAAGUGUGAUAAACCACGGGACGAGUGCCUUGCUUGAACCAAAGCAGUGUUUCUUUCCAGUUUUGAAACCUCUGUGCAUUUUUUUAUUCCUGUGAAUACCUCAGCUUCAAAAGGCCACCAUUUUUUUAAAUUGCUGGUGAGCCCAAUACUGUGGUGCUUUGCAAUGCUACCAUGCAAAGAACUAAACAAAGAUACCAAAGUUUUCUCUCUAUCUCAGUCUCUAUCUUCUUUCUCUUUAAGAUACCAAAGCUUUA